UAGGAGGGUUCAGGAAUCACGUGCCCUGUGCUUGCUUUGCCAGCGUUUUGUUUGACUUGCCUUUGUUUGCGAGAGAUUGUGGGGAUAGAGUGAGUGUCGGUACAUCCUACGGCUGCGAGCUUGGAGGCGGUGUUUGAAGAGGUUGGAGCAAGGGCUUUUAUUGAUCAAGUUUUGAGUGUGACUGUGUUGACGGCCUCACUCUGCCAAGAUGAGCUGGUCUUUCCUAACGCGGCUUCUUGAGGAGAUCCACAACCAUUCCACGUUCGUUGGCAAAAUCUGGCUGACUGUCCUCAUCAUCUUCCGCAUUGUACUGACGGCUGUGGGUGGCGAGGCCAUCUACCAUGAUGAACAGAGCAAAUUCAUGUGUAACACACAGCAGCCCGGCUGUGAGAACGUUUGCUACGAUUCUUUUGCGCCCUUGUCCCACGUCCGGUUUUGGGUCUUCCAGAUCAUCAUAAUCUCGGUGCCGUCCAUCAUGUACCUGGGCUACGCCGUGCACCGGAUAGCUCGGAUGGAGGGAACCCAGGCAAAGCCCAAGAAGAGGAUGCCCAUCGUGCAUCGGGGGGCUGCUCGGGACUAUGAGGAGGCAGAUGGUGACAAUGAGGAGGACCCCAUGGUCUGCGAGGAGAUUGAACACGAACCUGAGCCUGAGCCUGACAAGAAAGCCACUGAGCAGAAGCAGCACGAUGGCAGGAGGCGCAUCAAGGAAGACGGCCUCAUGAAGAUGUAUGUCUUCCAGCUCCUGUUGAGAACGCUCUUUGAAAUGGCUUUCCUGGCUGGCCAGUACUUCCUGUAUGGGUUUGAAGUGCUCCCCGGCUUUAUCUGCAGUAGGAGGCCCUGUCCAUACACCGUUGACUGCUUCGUGUCCCGUCCCACUGAGAAAACCAUCUUCUUGUUGGUCAUGUACGUGGUCAGCUGCCUCUGCUUGUUGCUCAACAUUGCCGAGCUCUUCCACCUUGGCCUGGGUGGCAUCAGAGAUGGUUUGAGGGGCAGACGUCUGGCCUCCCGCACCUCCAAGUGCUCCUCCUACGCCCCUCCAGGCUACCACUCUGUGCUUCGCAAGGACAAGGCCAAGCUGGGCAACGGGAGCGUGCCGUACCGUGACAACCUUGGCGGCCUGGGGCCGGGGAGCUUUGAGAUGUCCGAGGCUGUUCACCGGCACCUGAAGCUUGCCCAGGAGCAGCUGAACAUGGCUUACCGGGCCUCAGGAGAGAUCCCUCACCAGCCGAGAAGCGGCAGCCCAGAGUCGAAUGGCACAGCCGUCGAGCAGAACCGACUGAACUUUGCCCAGGAGAAGGAAGGAGCCUGCUCUGGAAAAGCCGGUCUGCGGGCAUGAUGCUGAUGGAGCAGGCUCUUUGACCUUGUGAUUCGGAGAGAGAAUUGACGCCUUGAAGCAAAAAAAGGGACCUCGACUGGAAAGACUUGCAUUUCAUUUUCACAGUCUUGGCAUUAAUGUUGCCAAUUUGCUAAGACAAAACCACUGGAGAAAGGGCUGGGUUGAA
Messenger RNA from Carcharodon carcharias (great white shark), 1502 nucleotides. Its product is annotated as gap junction gamma-1 protein-like. The transcript has 4 exons. Gene Ontology annotation, cellular component: connexin complex. The coding region runs from base 209 to 1336 and encodes 375 amino acids. Lineage: Eukaryota; Metazoa; Chordata; Chondrichthyes; Lamniformes; Lamnidae. Gene Ontology annotation, biological process: cell communication. The record is from RefSeq and is a predicted model, not a curated record.